CCAUCCUGGUGGGAUCAGACCAUUGAACGCUAUAUGUUGACAGGCGACCUUACAUGCAGGGUCGGGGUGUGAUUUUUGGACAAAUCAAGCACCUAAAAUAACAUUUCCAUCAUGGCGACGACUGCAAUGAGAUCGCUGCUGAGGCAAAGGGUCCCACUCCCAGUAGGCCGCAUGUGCUACUCCUCCUCACAGCCCACCACCAAGCUGUUCAUUGAUGGCAAGUUUGUUGAAUCCAAGAGUUCAGAAUGGCUGGAUAUUCACAAUCCUGCUACCAAUGAGGUGAUCUCCCGUGUACCCAAGGCCACCAAGGAGGAGAUGUUGGCCGCCGUGGACUCCUGCUCCAGGGCCUUCCACUCCUGGUCUGAGACCUCUAUCUUGACUCGGCAGCAGAUCUUUCUGCGCUAUCAGCAGCUUAUCAAGGACAACAUUAAAGAACUUGCCAAGUCAAUCACCUUGGAACAGGGCAAGACCCUUGCAGAUGCAGAAGGGGAUGUGUUUAGAGGAUUGCAGGUGGUGGAGCACACCUGCAGCAUCACCUCUCUGAUGCUUGGUGAGACCCUGCCCUCCAUCACCAAGGACAUGGACACCUACACUUACCGCCUGCCCAUCGGGGUGUGCGCUGGCAUCGCUCCCUUCAACUUCCCUGCCAUGAUCCCUCUGUGGAUGUUCCCUAUGGGCAUGGUGUGCGGCAACACCUACCUCCUGAAGCCAUCAGAGCGGGUGCCGACCUGCGCCAUGCUGCUGGCCAAGAUGUUGCAGGAUGCCGGCGCUCCAGACGGGACACUCAACAUCAUCCACGGCCAACACGAUGCUGUGAAUUUCAUCUGUGAUCAUCCAGCCAUCAAGGCGAUCAGCUUUGUGGGCUCAAAUCAAGCUGGAGAGUAUAUCUAUGAGAGAGGCUCCAAAAAUGGCAAGAGGGUCCAGUCUAAUAUGGGAGCCAAGAACCAUGGUGUGGUGAUGCCCGAUGCCAACAAGGAGAACACUCUGAAUCAGCUUGUGGGCGCGGCUUUCGGGGCAGCAGGGCAGCGCUGCAUGGCGCUCUCCACAGCUAUCCUUGUGGGCGAGGCACGCAGCUGGCUGCCAGAGCUGGUGGAGCGUGCAAAGGCCCUGCGCGUGAAUGCAGGGGACCAGCCUGGUGCAGAUGUGGGGCCUCUGAUCUCUCCCCAGGCGAAAGAGAGAGUCAACAGCCUGAUCCAGAGUGGAUUGGACGAGGGAGCAAAGAUUCUUCUGGAUGGCAGAAACGUCAAAGUUAAGGGUUAUGAGAGCGGCAACUUUGUUGGACCCACCAUCAUCAGCGGUGUCACACCCCAGAUGAAGUGCUACACUGAGGAGAUCUUCGGGCCUGUGUUGGUUGUUCUUGAGGCAGACUCUCUAGAUGAUGCCAUCAGCUUGGUCAACAGGAACCCCUAUGGCAACGGCACAGCUAUCUUCACCACAAAUGGCGCCACUGCACGCAAAUACACUCAUGAGGUGGACGUGGGCCAGAUUGGAGUCAAUGUUCCCAUCCCUGUUCCACUACCCAUGUUCUCCUUCACUGGAUCAAGAGGUUCCUUUAGGGGUGACACCAACUUCUAUGGAAAGCAGGGUAUCCAGUUUUACACACAGAUCAAAACUGUAACUUCACAGUGGAAAGCUGAAGAUGCCACCUUGAAAAGUCCUGCAGUUACCAUGCCUACCAUGGGACGCUAACUGCAAAUUUAAAGCACACCAUGUUUUGUGAAUUGAAAAACUCUACUCUACUACUGUUCAAUCCAAUCAGCCCAAAAGGCUUAGAUGCACUUAUUCUUCACAAACAAAACGGCCUUAAUGUUGAGAAAUUUAUAUUCUCAACAGUAGAUUGAAAGUCAGCCAUCACAAAUGUGUAGAUUAAUAAAUAAGUUUCCCUCUAUGCAGAUUUUAUAUUAGUUAUGUGUAUAUAAAGCUAGGACUGCUCUGUAAACAAACCAUUGUCAUGUAUAGAGAUUUAAUAAUGCAAAGGACCUGUACAACUGAAGCAAUGCAAUAUGCUAACAAGGCUAGAAUGGCUUGUUUUCUCCUCUUGCCACAUCAGCACAUAAGCCCAAUGCACCCACAAUGUAUAUAAUCCCUACCAGUUAAACCUUUGAUUAAUGUAUGUUGCCAUGGACACUCUGCAUUCUGUUCCAUACAUGUGUUUUAUGGUACAGCAUCAGGACUUUGUGUCCAAAAAGGCAGCAUUUGAAUAAAGCUCUAUUUGUUAAAACUGG
Myripristis murdjan (pinecone soldierfish) is the source of this 2225-nucleotide messenger RNA. It is a transcript of the gene aldh6a1, whose product is annotated as aldehyde dehydrogenase 6 family, member A1. Gene Ontology annotation, biological process: thymine catabolic process; L-valine catabolic process. Bases 112 to 1689 code for a protein of 525 amino acids. Gene Ontology annotation, cellular component: mitochondrion. The record is from RefSeq and is a predicted model, not a curated record. Gene Ontology annotation, molecular function: methylmalonate-semialdehyde dehydrogenase (acylating, NAD+) activity. The transcript has 12 exons. Lineage: Eukaryota; Metazoa; Chordata; Actinopteri; Holocentriformes; Holocentridae.